CAUUUCCGCUCUACAUUGUCUCCCCAUCAAGCUUUUGUAAUAUUCAUUUGACAUCUGUUGCCAGCUGUGUAUAUACAGCAGGUAGGCCUAUCCAGCGAUAACCUGAUAACAGGUACAAGAUAUAGCAUUCGCUCUGCUAGGCCUUUACCUGAGCCUCUCAUAUACAUAGUGUCGUGGUGUCUCGUUACAUCGUCUUACCAGCAGAAUCUUCUUCGAAUUACGCGUUCAUUACCGUCAUUGCUGGUUGCUGCGAAGGUACUAGUAUCACAUACCAACUGGAGUGUGCUAAUUAUGGAGAAUAUUUGAGCAAACGGACCAGCAUUCACCACAGUCACAGCUAUUGAGGACAUACAAUACAAUGAUGGAGCCGGACGGAUAUUUUCUGCUGGCCGUUACAUUUUUGCUUGGCAUAAUUUUUGAAUCCAGCGCAACGAAUUGCUACCAAUGCGUGUACUAUUCCAACAUGGACGAAGACGAACCUCUUCGUUACCAAGAACAGCAGCUUUUGGCGUUCACCUCGGGGCAUUAUGAUAGAGACCUCUUCUACAAAAAGCAGAACACUAGAAGUUGCUUUCUCGGACCAACACGAGCAGAGGGGUCGAAAGUAUUGUUAUCGGAAUGCCCGCAUAAAUGCCAGACAUAUUAUCGUGAAGAAAAUACUGGAAAAUACGUUGUCAUUCGUUCAUGUGCUAAGCAGUCAAAUUGUUUCAAUGAAAUGUUCGUGGAUCACGAAGCGGCUAGAAACAGCAGAUGUUGUGCAGAGGAUAAGUGCAAUAAUGAUGGUGUAACACGCGCCACGAGGUGCCACCGAUGUUCCUAUAACGAAAAUAUGAAAAUAAAUGAAACAUUGCUCUUACAUCAUCAAAAGUUAGGGGUAAAAUCAAUGUCUGGAUUAUCAACCACAGACAUUGAGCGACUGGGCUUCCAAGGCAGCAUUCCAAAUCAAGGAUUUUGUAAAUAUAAUCCAUGGGACACAGAGCAGGUUUUGUGCCCCAGCAAAACAUGUUCGAAAUUAGAGUUUUGGCGAACAGACAGCGCCAAGCGAGGUCGGGCAAUCCACACCAUAGUCAGAGACUGUCUCCAAGGUGGGAGCUCGUGUCAAACGGACGUGGAGGGCGGAUCCAUCAAAUGCUGCAUGGAGAAUGUUUGCAACGGGACUGGCCAUCUUUAUUUCAGCUGGUCCAUUCUGAUAGGAAUUUUAACUGGAUGUAUAAUGUUACGCUGAUGGACCUUUUUCGUUGUUGAGUACAUGUACAUGUAAUUAAUGUUUUCAAACGACCGGCAUGGAUGAAAACUCUUCUGUGACUGUAAAAAAGUGCUUCACUUCCAGGAUAAAAAAUUUAGCUGCUGUGACUCAUAUCACAUUUUCUACGGGUCAUGAUUUCAAUGAAGAUAUUACGAGUUUCUGAUGAUGUUGUUAAUAUGCCUGCUUUAGCCUUGCGAAUUGGUUGUACGUACUGCUUUGUUGUCCUCAGUGCGGUAAAACUUGCUGGAGAAAUGGAAUCAUGCAGCGCCUUGAAAUUUCGAGACACAGAAAAUAAGCCGUGACAAGGAGUUUGACAGAGAGUGUGAUAAUACGAUGAUUACAUUUUCUACCCAUUAUCUAUAUAAUACAAGAGCCUAAUUUUCGCUUCCGAGUUUUCACAGUCCACAAUGCAGUGUGGGGAUUCGGACAGUGUCAGCAAAUCACUGUCCUCUAUGGUUACCGAAGCGGCUAGCAGACGACAGCAAAUAAAUUGAAAGCACAGGCAGAUUCAACCGCGAAUAUUUCCUAUUCUAUGGCACUCCACGUGGAUUUGCUGGUUGGUAUUUCUAGAUGAUAGCUCAAACACAUUUGUUGAUAGGUUUAUGUUUAUGGACAGUCACACAGCGGACAGUCUGCCGUGUAUUUUUGCGUUUUGGGUCACUUUAUAGAACACUUUGAGCCAAGUGCUUGUAAUCACAUCUUCCUAUUCUGGUACACCCGCUACACAACACAUGUGCAACCCGUGCAAUAAUCUCCACAAUUUAUAGGCACAAUUGUGGUAGAAAUAAGCGCGAACUGUGCCAUUAAUUUGGCAUAGAGCGACAAAAGCACUGAUUUAUCUACUUAAUUAUUCAGGACAGCAUCAUCAAUAUAAACCUAUUAACAGGUGUGUUUAAGCUAUCGUAGCAAAUCCACGUCGAGUGCCAUAGAAUAGGAAAUAUUUGCGGUUGAAUCUGCAUACAUGUGCUUUCAAUUUAUUUGCUGUCGUCUGCUAGCCGCUUCGGUAACCAUAGCGGACAGUAAUUUGCUGACAUUGUGCGAAUCCCCACACUAAUAACUAUUCCAAAACACAUUGGCGCAUACUUUGCUGAUACAAGUGAAAAAAAUUAAAUAAUGAAGACAUUUCUUUUACGUGGAGGGCAAACUGUAGUUGUCUGUGGUCUAUUAUAUAUGAACUGUUUUCGCGUGGUUGAAAAAAAUAUUUAAAGAAAGAAUGUACACAGUAAACAUUUCGAUACAGAACAUUUUAUAAUAAAAUAU
Molecule: messenger RNA, 2506 nt
Organism: Lineus longissimus
Lineage: Eukaryota; Metazoa; Nemertea; Pilidiophora; Heteronemertea; Lineidae
Exons: 5
Coding region: 359-1225 (288 amino acids)
Source: RefSeq, a predicted model, not a curated record